Ictalurus furcatus (blue catfish) is the source of this 2921-nucleotide messenger RNA. RefSeq names its product fibronectin leucine rich transmembrane protein 2 (gene flrt2). NCBI's taxonomy places the organism in Eukaryota, Metazoa, Chordata, Actinopteri, Siluriformes, Ictaluridae. Gene Ontology annotation, molecular function: protein binding. The record is from RefSeq and is a predicted model, not a curated record. The transcript has a single exon. Bases 1 to 1995 code for a protein of 664 amino acids.
AUGGAGUUCCAAGUUGGACUGUGGAAUAAUGAUUGGACCUCAUUUGUUCGAUUUUGGUUUACCGUAUUGCUGAGCUUGCAUGUGCAGUUCGAUCCCGUUGCAUCAUGUCCCAAAGAGUGUCGUUGCGACAAAACAUUCAUUUACUGUAAUGAGAGAAGUUUAACAUCUGUGCCUCUGGGUAUUGGGGAGGGAUACAAGAUCCUCUACCUCCACGACAACCAGAUCAACAGCGCUGGAUUUCCAAUAGAACUUCACAACGUGGCAUCGGUGGAGACUGUCUACUUGUACGGGAACCAGCUGGACGAGUUCCCCCUCAACCUUCCCAGAAAUGUAAAAAUACUCCAUUUACAGGGAAACAACAUUCAGACCAUUUCCAGAGCAGCACUUGCCCAGCUACCCAAGCUGGAAGCACUGCAUUUGGACGACAACUCCAUCUCCACAGUCGGGGUGGAGGAAGGGGCUUUUCGGGAAGCGGUAAACCUUAAGCUCCUCUUCCUCACCAAGAAUCACUUGAGCAGUGUUCCUAUCGGAUUACCAGCAGAUCUUACGGAACUGCGUCUGGAUGAAAACCGCAUUGCCGAGAUAGAUGAAGGAGCUUUUCAAAAUGUUACCAAUCUACAGCGGCUGUUGCUGGAUGGAAAUCUUCUGGAGGAUGACUCCAUCACUCCUGGUACCUUUAAGAACAUGGUCAACCUCAAAGAGCUUUCGUUAUCCCGGAAUUCUCUCACAGUACCGCCACCUUUGCUUCCUUCUGUGUCUCUAGUUAAACUGAACUUGCAGGAGAACCAGAUUAAAGACAUUCCCGUUUCGGUUUUCUCCGAGCUCAGGAAGCUUGAGAAACUCGAUCUAUCAACUAACCUGCUACAGACUGUACCACAGGGCGUGUUUGAUGAGCUGAGAAGCCUGACAAAUCUCAAUGUUCGAAGCAACCAUUGGCGCUGUGAUUGUGCUAUUAAGUGGAUUGUCUUUUGGCUGAAGUCCUUGCCAUCUUCCGUGAACGUCCGCGGAUUUACAUGUCAUCAACCAGAGAAGCUAAAGGGCAUGAUAAUCCGAGAACUCAACCUUGACAUCCUUCAGUGUCCGGCUGGUACUGAAAUCGAUCCGUGGCUCACUCGCUUACCUCCAUCCACAUUGCCGCCUCAUAGAACCACCAUCCUUCCCAGAACCACCCCCAGCACCACAAUAUCAUCCACAGUUUUCCACCCAACCACGACCAAUCCCACGCCUCUGGUGCCCAAUUUUCCACCUGCUCCCUAUCCUCCCUAUGAAGACCCUUUGAAAAUAUCCUUGAAUGUCGUGAAUGGCACAUGUGUCGAGGUUAGCUGGGAAUCUUAUUUCACCGUGACAGCUUACAAAGUCACUUGGGUCAAGAGGAGUCAGAAUUUAAUGAUGGAUAUUAGCCAAGAGAGGACUGUCCCUGGAGAGCAACGGAGAAUUAACUUGUACGACCUGGAACCUAGAUCCAAGUACCGGAUCUGCGUUUACAUUCUGGAUUCCUUAAAUAGUUACAGACCCGGAGAGGAUACGAUCUGUUCGGAGAUCAGGACCAAAUCCGCCUCUAGAAACUCCAACAAUCCGUCUGAGUCGGAUCAGGUGGCACAGCAGGACGUCACGUCUACGUUCCUGUUAGCCGGCGUGAUCGGUGGCGUUGUGCUGCUUGUUUUGAUUAUAUUACUUAGCCUCUUUUGCUGGUACAUGCACAAGAAGAGCAGGUCUGCCUGUUCCUCGUCCAAAUGGAAAUACAACAGAGGCAGGAGAAAAGAUGACUACUGUGAAGCCGGCACCAAGAAGGAUAACUCCAUCCUGGAAAUGACCGAGACCAGCUUUCAGAUUGUGCCGCUGAACAAUGAGCAGCUUCUAAAGGGCGAUUUCAGGAUCCAGCCCAUUUACACACCCAACGUUGGCAUUGGAUACAGAGACUGCCACCUCAGUAACAACAGCAUUGUUUAUUGCAAGAGCAGCAACGUUCCUGGUGUGGAAUUUUGCCACACGUGAUGCUAUGAUCAUUUAAAAAAAAAAGACGUAAUAAACAUUCACUGUACGAUUGUACAAUGCACACACACACACACACACACACACACACACACACACACACACACACAGUUUUAUAUCUAAAUCUAAAUCUGAAUAUAUUCCCCCAUGGUAAUUUAUAUUGCAGACAAUUACGUGGAGUUCGGCUUUGGGUUUGUUUUUUAUUUUUCUUAGCAAAUGGUUUUGUAAUUAGCGUGGACCUGGUGUAAGUCAGUUGUGUUUGUAAAAGCAAGGCUGGUGUUAAGUGCAUUAGUCCAGGUUUUCUGCCUCUCGGGUGUGAACGUGGAUACCUCGCUAAGAACUGAAAUACAAACCCCUGCGGUGAAACAGUAGUUAAGAUAACAAACUGGUCAGGAAAAUUAAACAGCGCUGAUUAGCCUGCAGUGGAAAAAAUCAUACAGGAGCGGAGCUGUUUUUACUUUUUUUGUGCGGUCUUGUUGUCGACGUGGCGGAGUGAAGCAGUCGAUCAGGAAAUGAGCUUUUUCUGAAAGUCACAUCUGAACACGGUUACAACAUUUCAACGCCGCAAAAACUUGCGAGGGGCCAAGAGCACGAGCUGUGAGUUGAUCUACAAGCUGGUGUAGUGUUUGGUUUGGCUUUCUGCCACCAGAGGGCAGUUUUUUUUUCCUCUGGAGGAUUCUUUCAACCAUUAACCAAACGUUACGGAUCCAAUCCCACUAAUUUCAUAUUGCUUUUUUUGUUCUUGCUGUCCUAUGUAGAUUUUCAUGUCAAACAAAAAGUCAAACAUACAGAGGGCUGCUGGGCUUUCAGGAGGUUUUUCGAGCAGGUGUCUAUGAGCUCAUACACUCAAUCACUGGUCUUUAAGGUCUGCGUGUCUCGCUCUGGAGGCUCCUUACAAAUUAUUUUAGUGGAUUUACAAAUUAUACACC